Messenger RNA from Staurois parvus, 714 nucleotides. The record is from the annotation of a GenBank genome assembly. NCBI's taxonomy places the organism in Eukaryota, Metazoa, Chordata, Amphibia, Anura, Ranidae.
AUGGCGUCUGCUGAUCCGUAUCCCAGGUCCUCCAUCGUAGAUGACUUCAACUAUGGGUCCAAUGUCGCCUCGGCCAGUAUUCACAUCCGUAUGGCUUUUCUACGGAAGGUCUAUUCUAUUUUGUCUGUACAAAUUCUUCUGACCACUGUGACAGCUGCAGUAUUCCUCUAUUUUGACUCAAUCAAGACCUUUGUUCAUGAAAGCCCUGCUUUACUUCUACUCUGUGCCAUCGGAUCACUGGGUACAAUUAUCGCCCUGACGAUCUACAGGCAUCAACAUCCAGUGAACCUGUAUCUGUUAUUUGGAUUUACUUUACUGGAAGCUGUUACUGUUGGUAUUGCAGUGACGUUCUAUGAGGUGGCUGUGGUUCUACAGGCAUUUAUACUGACUGGUGCUGUGUUCCUUGGCCUUACUGCAUACACAUUCCAGACCAAGAAAGACUUCAGCAAGUUUGGGGCUGGGUAUGUCAUUGCAAUACUCUCACUCUUUGUUUUUUUCUUUUGCCAGUUUUUCUUUUAUAGUGAGACUUUGGAGAUCGUGUUAGCUGCCGGUGGAGCUUUGCUAUUUUGUGGAUUCAUCAUCUAUGAUACUCAUUUGCUGAUGCACAAAUUGUCCCCAGAGGAGCACAUUCUCGCUUCCAUCAACCUCUAUCUUGAUGUCAUCAAUCUCUUCCUUCACCUUUUACGCUUACUAGAAGCUGUAAACAGAAAAUAA